GGAUAAGCUGCAGAGGGCUGUGGCGCUCCCGGUUAGUGUAUCGUGCUUAAUUUUUCCUCCGUCUUGGAUCAAAGAGACGAAGCAGUUGUAGAUCUACCGGUACCGACUGAGCGUCUGUGAUUUUUUUUUUUAAUCGGGGAGGUUUCCUGUUAUUUUCAGGUCAGUCGUCUGCUGAAGCUCGCCCGGCGCGAGCUAAACUUAGACGGCACCUUAAAACAUGCCUCCCAUCGAAAAUGACGCCGUAAAAAAUGAACUCAGAUCUCGGAUACAGCAUCUUAUUGACUCCAAUCAAGUGAUAGUUUUCAGCAAAAGCCAGUGUCCGUAUUGUGUCACGGUAAAGAAGUUAUUCACAGAGCUGAAAGUGGACUGCAAAGUGGUGGAGUUGGAUCUCAUCGAGGAUGGAGCUAACUACCAGGAUCUACUGCAGGAGAUGAGUGGACAGAGAAGUGUUCCCAACGUCUUCAUCAACAAGAAACAUCUCGGUGGCUGUGACAAAACGAUGCAGGCGCAUGAAGAUGGUAGCCUGCAACAACUACUGACUGAAGACUAUGAGUAUGACCUGAUUGUCAUUGGAGGAGGAUCUGGAGGUUUGGCCUGCUCAAAGGAAGCCGCCACAUUGGGAAAGAAAGUCAUGGUGUUGGAUUAUGUUGUACCCACGCCGAAAGGAACCACCUGGGGUCUCGGUGGAACUUGUGUGAAUGUUGGUUGCAUUCCAAAGAAGCUGAUGCACCAGACGGCCCUGCUGAGUAUAGCCAUGCAGGAUGCGCGCAAGUUUGGUUGGGAGUUUGACGAAACAGUGAAACACAACUGGGAGACAAUGAAGACUGCAAUCAAUAACUACAUUAGCUCCCUGAACUGGGCCAACAAGGUUGCACUGAGAAACAAGAAGGUCAACUAUGUCAACGCCUAUGCAGAGUUUGUUGAUCCACACAAAAUCAAAGCAACAGACAAGAAGGGGAAGGAGACAUUUCACACAGCAGCUAAGUUUGUGUUGGCUACAGGUGAGAGGCCGCGCUACCUUGGAAUCCCUGGAGACAAGGAGUAUUGCAUCACUAGUGAUGACCUGUUCUCAUUGCCGUACUGUCCGGGAAAGACUUUGUUGAUUGGGGCUUCUUAUGUUUCUCUGGAAUGUGGUGGUUUCCUGGCCGGACUGGGUCUUGAUGUCACCAUCAUGGUUCGGUCCAUUCUCUUGAGGGGUUUUGACCAAGACAUGGCUAACCGCGCUGGGCAACACAUGGAAGAGCACGGCAUCAAAUUCCUACACAGAUGCAUCCCGCUAAAGAUAGAGCAGCUGGAAGCGGGCACUCCUGGCAGGUUGAAGGUGAUGGCAAAGUUCACAGACACAGAUGAGAUCAUCGAGGGAGAGUACAACACUGUGCUGAUCGCUGUGGGCCGAGACGCGUGCACAGACAAGAUCGCUUUGGACAAGGCAGGGGUUAAAGUCAACGCCAAGAAUGGCAAAAUUCCAGUAAAUGAUGAGGAGCAGACAAAUGUCCCGCAUAUCUAUGCCAUUGGUGAUAUUCUGGAUGGCAAGUGGGAGCUGACACCUGUGGCCAUUCAGGCUGGCAAGAUGUUGGCGCGUCGUCUCUAUGGAGGCUCAAAAAUGAAGUGUGACUACAUCAACGUGCCCACCACUGUGUUCACCCCGCUGGAAUAUGGCUCCUGUGGACUCUCAGAGGAAAGAGCUUUGGAGAUUUACGGGCAGGACAACAUCGUUGUGUUCCACAGUCUGUUCUGGCCUCUGGAGUUCACUGUUCCUAGCCGUGACAACAACCAAUGCUAUGCCAAGAUCAUCUGCAAUAAACUGGACAGUGACAGAGUAAUUGGCUUCCACUACCUUGGUCCAAAUGCUGGUGAGGUGACGCAGGGCUUCGGUGCCGCCAUGAAAUGUGGCGCCACCAAAGAGCAGCUGGAUGGCACCAUCGGCAUUCACCCCACUUGUGCUGAGGUCUUCACCACUCUGGAGGUGACAAAGAGCUCCGGUGCAGACAUGGCCCAGGCGGGUUGCUGAGGUUAAACCCUGCUGGUUUAGCGGACCGCCCUCUGGUCUGAGUCCAGCCGCCUCUGGCUCACGGGUCCUGACUCGGUGAGGUCCGUGGGAGUUGAGAGGUGACUGGGUGAAGUUGGCUCUGAGGUUGUUUGGCGUGUGGGCAGUCUGCUGAACAGCGGGAUUACUCUGCUGCUUUUUCUCCUGGACUCUACCGGUGUGUCUGUUAGAGGAGCACCAGCACACACACUCGCACUGCGCACAGUGCGUGCGUGUGUGGUUUUUGGGCUGUUUGUGACGUCCUCACCCGUAACCCAACAUGCUGGGUGGUUGAGGAUCGAUGUGCUCUGCAGACGCACCUGAUGGUGACCUGAUGCUUUCGUCCAACCCCCUACCAUCAAACUUAUAUUUCCCCAGGCCGAAGGACCCCCCCCAAUUCUGGAUUUAACCUGGUUCACAGCCAGGGUUUGAAUGGGUGCAGGGCUCGGGGUUCUGAUUCAGGAGCCACAGAUUCAUCCAUUGAGUGCAUGAGUUAAACAUCUACUCAUCACCAAACGUUUGGUUUGCUGAACUACAACUCAAAACACAACUUGAAUUUUCCUGAAUGUCUUUUUAAAAUAUAUUCAUAAAACAGUUUGUACUGAAUUGUCUAUAUUAAGGUUCUUUUUUUUGCUUUGUAUGGUUUCCUGUCUGCGUGGUGUUGGUGUUCUGUCAGACGUACAGUCGUUACUAUAAAUGGUGUUUGUUUCAAACCACUGGUUAAUUCUGUCAAGACUUAAUAAAGGAUUAAUGCAACUG
This is a messenger RNA of Thalassophryne amazonica, 2785 nucleotides long. RefSeq names its product thioredoxin reductase 3 (gene txnrd3). Gene Ontology annotation, molecular function: flavin adenine dinucleotide binding; glutathione-disulfide reductase (NADPH) activity; thioredoxin-disulfide reductase (NADPH) activity. The transcript is spliced from 16 exons. Gene Ontology annotation, cellular component: cytosol; mitochondrion. Lineage: Eukaryota; Metazoa; Chordata; Actinopteri; Batrachoidiformes; Batrachoididae. Bases 218 to 2011 code for a protein of 597 amino acids. The record is from RefSeq and is a predicted model, not a curated record. Gene Ontology annotation, biological process: glutathione metabolic process; cellular response to oxidative stress; cell redox homeostasis.